Centruroides sculpturatus (bark scorpion) is the source of this 1502-nucleotide messenger RNA. Its product is annotated as CUB and sushi domain-containing protein 3-like. Lineage: Eukaryota; Metazoa; Arthropoda; Arachnida; Scorpiones; Buthidae. The record is from RefSeq and is a predicted model, not a curated record. The transcript is spliced from 8 exons. Bases 159 to 1160 code for a protein of 333 amino acids.
CUCGCCGGAUACAUCACCUGUUUUUCCGGAAGAAUGAAUGAAGUCAUACAUUUUCAUGGGAAAAUGUAAGGAUGUAUGAGAAGUUCUCACUUUUAAAUUUAAUUACGCUGUUUUAAUUUUUCGUACAGACAUAUAUAUACACACACACGUGUAAUCUCAUGGUAAUGUGGAAGAAAAUUAUCUAUCAAUUGACAUAUACAGGAUUAACCUUAAUUUUUAUCUGUAAAAGAGUGCAGAAUUGUAAUUCAGGUUGUCCACCGAUUACAGUCAAGGAUGGCAUUUUUAACGUAGCCGAAAAUAAAUACAAAUGCUCUUAUGGAAAUUAUUACUUAUUUGGAAAUGAAACGUUAAUAUGCCAAGAGGAUGGAAGUUGGAAAGGUGAAGUGCCGUAUUGUGCUAACUCAAUUUAUGCGGAGAUAUGGAAAGAUGGUCAUAAUACAACGGAAAAUUUAAACGAAAAUAAUUGCAUAGGAGCUGGCACGGAUGGACCUUGGGAGAUUAAAUUAUUCGAAAAAUCUUUUUCCGCUAUUAGAAUAAAGUUUAAAGCAUACGGCAACGAUACAGGAUGUCCUAUCGUGUCUCUAAUUGUUAACAACAAUAGAUAUGAAGAACGACAUAAGACUAGUUGUGAUCGUAAUGUUACGCAAUUUACAUACGAAUUUAAAAACGACAUGACAGGAAAUAUUAAAUUUAACCUAAAGCAAUGUUCGUGGCACGAAUUUCAAGUAUGUGGAAUCCAUAUUUAUUCAAAGUCAAAAGAAAAAUGUUCCAUUGCAUCAAUAAAUCUACCAAAUGGAUAUAUUUCUCCUUCAAAUGUUAACUCGUUAAACUAUGGAGAAUACGUGUCAUUUAACUGCAAUGAGGGUUUUCAACUGAAUGGAUAUCGAUAUCUUUAUUGUGGAGUGACAGAUAUAUCGACUCAAAUACCUCAAUGUCAACGGAUCCAAUGCAAAAAUUCUCCGAUGAAUAUAUUAAAUGGUAUGUGGGAAAAUUGGAAUGGCACUAAACGUUACUUUUAUGAACACGAAAUUCGUCUUAUUUGUCAUCCUGGUUAUAAAUUAAGUGCCACAGGAAAUAUUAAAUGUCUUAAGAACGGAGAAUGGUCCCAUACUCAUGCAGCUUGUAUAGAGAAGAAAUUUCCAAUAUAUUUAAGUAAGUAAAUAAUAACAGAAUAAAAUUUUAAAUAUCGGAAUAAAUAGAUUUAUAUACAGUAUCUUGUAUAUUAAACUUUCACAAAGAGAUUCGAUAUAAGAAUUCUCCCAUCGCUAUAUUAAAUGGAAUAUGGAAAAAUUGGAAUCAAAGUAAGAAUUACUCCUACGAAGAUGAACUUCAUCUCACUUGCGAUGAUGGUUAUAAAUUAAAUGCCACGGGAACUAUUAAAUGUCUUGAGAAUGGAGAAUGGUCUCACACUACUUCUAUAUUCUUGAGUAUUUGAAAAUUUCUGAAAUUUUAUUUCUUAACUAGCUGCAAGGACCCACUUCGCUGGGUUUUUAUUCGUUCGU